Molecule: messenger RNA, 1796 nt
Organism: Apis laboriosa (Himalayan honeybee)
Lineage: Eukaryota; Metazoa; Arthropoda; Insecta; Hymenoptera; Apidae
Product: odorant receptor Or2-like
Exons: 6
Coding region: 420-1727 (435 amino acids)
Biological process (GO): detection of chemical stimulus involved in sensory perception of smell; sensory perception of smell
Cellular component (GO): plasma membrane
Molecular function (GO): odorant binding; olfactory receptor activity
Source: RefSeq, a predicted model, not a curated record
GCAUCAAUUUUUCCUUCUAGACCUUCUUUCGUCACCAUCCUUUUACGUAUUCAAAAAUAAAUUACAAACUCUCACAAUUCACAUUUAACAUGCUGAAAUUUCCCUGUCGUCAGAGUCGACAGCUGCUAACACCGCUUCGAUUUCACAGAGAAGUCCAUCUAUGAAUCAUGCAUAACACAUCAAUAGGUUAGGUUCGAUCUACGCUUGAUCCAUCCGCUCUUCAAGCACCAAUCUCUUGAGAAUCGCGAGUUCUCUGUCAUCUUCUCUCUUUUCUUUUUUUCUUUUCCGUUUUUCUUUUCUUCUUGCCGUUUCACUGAAUCAAUAUAAAAUAAAUAGAAAGUACACGCGAUCUGUAACUAAAGGAUACACUGAAAGGAUAGAUCAAAGCGAACUGAAUCGCUAGAAGUUAGUAACAAUCGAUGCACAAACCUUACACAAACGUGUUGAGUUCAAUAUCUGAGAGAAGAUAUUCCAGUCGUUUUUACACGGUUGUCAGAGACAUCGAAAUGAAAAACGACGAUUUUUCCAUCAACUUGUCGUCGAUUUUUAUAAAACUCAUAGGAAUAUGGAUGGCAAAUGGCCAAUCAGAGAAAUAUGUGAGAAACAUGACGAUCGUGUACAGCAUCAUCGCGCUUGUUUUUGGACUAUGGUUACAAAUUACGGAUAUGUAUUAUUCGUGGGGCGAUUUUUCUGAAUGUAUCUUUUCUAUGUGCAAUAUGCUGUCAAUAGCCGCACCCCUUUUGAAACUGAUCACUCUGAUUGUGCAUAGGAAAGAUUUUUUUUAUUUGAUUUUAUAUCUACAAAGAAAAUUUUUACAUGGAGAUUAUGACGAUUACGAACGAAAUAUUGUGCUCAACUGUAAACGGAAAUGCACGUUUUUCACUUGUUCUUUGACUUUUACCACUCUAGCGACCGUUGUUUCUUACAUUAUUAAUCCACUUAUUGCAAAUAUUGGAAGAAACGAAUCAGAUAGAGUGCUUCCAUUCAACAUAUGGAUUGACUUGCCACUAACUAUAACUCCAUACUAUGAAAUUACGUUUGUUUUAGAGGUGAUAUCCUUAUAUCACAUUGGGGUGAGUUACUUCUGUUUCGACAAUUUUUUGUGCAUUAUGAAUUUACACGUGGCUGGACAAUUUCAAGUAUUGCAACAUAGAAUUUCCAACAUAACAGAUUUGGUAAUUAGAAAAGAAGAGAAAAAGGAAAAAUUAAUUGUGGACUCGUCCUACUUUGCAAGUAAAUGUUAUGCCAUUUUUAAGAAGUGUAUUCGCCAACAUCAAGCCCUUAUAGCGUAUUGCAGAAAACUUGAAGAGGUAUUCAAUUUGAUUGUCCUAGAACAAGUUUUGAUGUUCAGCAUGUUAAUUUGUCUCGAUGGAUAUCUAGUACUUAUGGCAGAUACAUCUACCACAACACGUUUAAUCUUCGGCCUUCACAUAACGGUAUGCUUAUGCCAAUUGCUGAUGUUCACUUACAGUUGCGACUGUAUCAUACGAGAGAGCUUGAGCGUAGCCACGGCAGCGAAUAGAGGACCUUGGCCAAUGGUACCAAUGACCACAACCGGAAGGAUGAUGAAAAAAGAUUUGAUACUCGUCAUUAUGAGGUCUGGUAUACCUUGUUGCUUAACAGGUAAAGGAUUUUUCGUCGUAUCCUUGGAAACGUACACUAGUGUUUUAAGUACUGCGGCAUCAUAUUUUACACUACUAAAACAGCAUUCAGAGGCACAUUCUUAAUAUGUAUAUUUUAAUAGUGCAUAUUGUUGCUGUACAUGAGUCAAAUUCUUGUAUUUAUUUAUGUUUAAC